CAGGCUCAGAGCAAAGGCCCAAAAUCAACCCAGCUGCAACUUGCUGUAGAUAAGGCUUAUUAUGUCUUCUUCGUGCGUACAGAUAUAUAUAUAUUUCAGAGAGAAAUUAUAUUGAAAAUAUAAAGACAAUAAUCAAGAGCCACUGGUUUCUUUUUUUUUUUUUUUUUUUUUUUUUGGGAGGGGUUGAAAGAAGAAGAAGAGAGCGGAGAUGGAUGGAGUGAUGCAAAUAGGAAUUCCCAUAUUAGGAAUUGCAGCAGCUGCAGUUAUUACUUUCUAUGCUGUUAGCUUUGCUGAGAUCAGAGAGAAAUCUUUUAGGGAUUUAGAAGAAGCAGAAAAUGGAGGAGGGUUCAAGUCAUCUCUGAGUUCCAGGGAAAGAAGAGCUAAGAGAAAAGCUGAUAAACAGGCCAGAAGUUGAAUUUAAAGCAAUUCCCAUUUUUCUUUCUUAUGAUUUACCUUCUUAGUUAUGUAACAUGAAGAACACAAAGGCAGAUUUCACUUUAGAGAUGGAUGCACUUACAUUACAA
Messenger RNA from Carica papaya (papaya), 524 nucleotides. RefSeq lists its product as uncharacterized. NCBI's taxonomy places the organism in Eukaryota, Viridiplantae, Streptophyta, Magnoliopsida, Brassicales, Caricaceae. The record is from RefSeq and is a predicted model, not a curated record.